Molecule: messenger RNA, 267 nt
Organism: Trametes versicolor FP-101664 SS1
Lineage: Eukaryota; Fungi; Basidiomycota; Agaricomycetes; Polyporales; Polyporaceae
Exons: 2
Source: RefSeq, a predicted model, not a curated record
AUGCAUGCGCAGGACGUGUAUUACGAACGAGACAAGGUCUUCACGGAAGAGCGCAAGACAAAGGCUUGGAAGGAUACGACCGAAACGGUUCAAAAGUAUAGUGACGAGAUGAUCCGGCGUUGGAAAGAGGAGAUCGAUACCUACCUCGUCUUCGCGGGUCUUUUCUCGGCGGUGCUCACUACUUUCAAUGUACAGUCGUAUCUCCUGCUCCAGCCCGCCCCGCCCGAUCCGUCUUUCGCCGUAUUGCAGCAGAUCUCUUCCCAGCUC